Messenger RNA from Drosophila obscura, 1367 nucleotides. RefSeq names its product probable cardiolipin synthase (CMP-forming) (gene CLS). Gene Ontology annotation, biological process: cardiolipin biosynthetic process. NCBI's taxonomy places the organism in Eukaryota, Metazoa, Arthropoda, Insecta, Diptera, Drosophilidae. The transcript is spliced from 5 exons. The coding region runs from base 240 to 1223 and encodes 327 amino acids. Gene Ontology annotation, molecular function: cardiolipin synthase activity. Gene Ontology annotation, cellular component: membrane; mitochondrion. The record is from RefSeq and is a predicted model, not a curated record.
CCGACCAUCACUACCUCAGCGCCGACUUGUGUAAUAAAAAUAAAAAACAAAAUUACUAAAUUCAAGUAAAAACCCGUAUUUUCUACGAAUUUAGAUCCACAACGAAGCACGUAUGUCGUGUUACACUUGAGUGUAACACUAUAGCAACGAUAUUUAACAAAUGUACGUAAACGUAAAGGUACCACUCUGCAGAGUUCGUACCUAUCCAUUAGCGAGUGUCUAAGACUGCUUAUCAGAUCAUGCUGCCCGCCAUGGUUUUUCGCCAAGGAUUGCAUCAUGGCGCCUCGACACUGGAGCACGUACUGGGAGUGGGUGGCAGCAGUUUUGUCAACUGCCUGAAUCGGUAUGCCGCUGCCACCGGCUUCAUUCGCAUCUCCUUCCUGGACAUCAAGCAGCGCCGGAACUGGGACGUGGCCCGACUCCGGCUGUAUGCGGAUGCCAAGAAACAUUCGCUGCAUCUUCGCACCCUACAAGGAAGGCAUCUACUGCAAGGUGUCAUCGACAAGCAGCGGGCCGAGUUCAUUGAACGCAAGAAUUUCCUUGUCGACGACAUCAGAGAGGCACGCCACAAAGUGCAAGAGCGGGUCCGCGAGAAGAUCGUUGAAAUACGCGAGGAGCGUGAGAAUAUCAUGACCAUACCCAACAUGCUCACAAUCAGUCGUGCCAUACUCUCCCCCUACAUUGGUUAUGUUAUCGUUCAGGGCGACUUUACUUUCGGCAUGAGUCUACUGGCCGUUGCCGGUGUCUCGGAUCUGUUGGAUGGGCAGAUUGCUCGACGUUGGCCCUCACAGGCCACCAAGUUUGGCUCCUUCUUGGAUCCGAUGGCCGACAAGCUGCUGAUGGGUUCGUUGGUGAUUUCGCUCUGCUACACCGAUCUGAUGCCCCUGUGGUUGGCGGGCAUUGUUGUGUUUCGUGAUGUGUUCCUAUUAGCCGCUGGUUUUGUCAUUCGCUACAUAAGUCUGCCCCCUCCAAAAACCUUUUCGCGUUACUUCGAUGCCACCCAUGUGACGGCCCAAUUGGAGCCAACUUUGCUCAGCAAAAUCAACACCGGCGUGCAGUUGGCUACGAUUGGCCUCAGUCUAGGCGCUCCCAUAUGGAAUUAUUUGGACCAUCCAGCCCUGCAUGGCCUCUGGUAUCUGACCGGACUGACAACCGCUGCCACUGCUCUUAGCUAUGUUAUGAACAGGCAUAAUACUUUUAAGAUUAUCCAAAAGAAGACGUAGUGCUGAGCAUUUUCUUCUACAUCAAGAGUACUACAAAAGUGUAGUAUUUCCAAUAUCGCAAUGAUUAGUAUGUAAUGUGUUUUGUACAUACAUGAGUACUCCCGUAAAAGUAAAUAAAUAUACAUAUUUUGUUAGUGGUCGUAA